Hyaena hyaena (striped hyena) is the source of this 3511-nucleotide messenger RNA. It is a transcript of the gene PROSER2, whose product is annotated as proline and serine rich 2. The transcript is spliced from 4 exons. The record is from RefSeq and is a predicted model, not a curated record. NCBI's taxonomy places the organism in Eukaryota, Metazoa, Chordata, Mammalia, Carnivora, Hyaenidae. Bases 176 to 1561 code for a protein of 461 amino acids.
CGCGCGGGCUGGCCCGGGAGCAGGCGGCGCGAGGGCUCCGCGUCGCGGUCCGGUCCGGGUGGGCACCUGCGGUCCCCGGGGCGGGAGCUCCUUCCAGGCCGUUGCUACCGCAGCAUGGGACACGGGCCCUUUCCCCACUCUCUGUGAGCGGCCAGGGGCCGAGGUGGCCACGGGGAUGCCCGUGAGCCGCCAGCAGUCAGACUCUUCGGAGAUGGACCCGGACGCGUCGCCCGGCGGCAGGCUCGGUGACCUGAGCAGAGGGGGCAGCUUGGAGAGUGGAAGCGGCAGCUCCCGCUCCAGGAGUUUCACCCUGGAUGAUGAGAGCCUCAAGUACCUGACGCACGAGGAAAAGGAUGUCCUCCUGUUUUUUGAAGAGACUAUUGACUCCCUGGAAGAGGACUUUGAGGAGCAAGUCCUGUGUGACAGCGGCGUGCAUUCCCACUCUCCAGGGUCUCUGGAUGAGAGCGCUUCCAGUCACUCGGAGCUGGGAGAUGUCAUCGAUUUGGUGCAGCCAGCACCUGACGAGGGGGGGCCCGAGUGCCUCCCAGCUGGGGCUGAGGCGGCAGGGGCUGGCCCUGACCUUGAAUGCAGGAAGCCAGAAGCAGCCCAGGGCCCUCCGGCGCCAGACCCCGAGGCUCCAGAGGCCCCUCCUGUGCCGCCCUCCGGACCUGUGGCCACCCCGGAGGCAGCGCCGCCCAGGAGAGAGCUGCCGGCGCCAGGUCCCCCCGCAGAGCACCCCAAACUGCCCCGCUCCGUUCCCACCCCCUUGGUCAUCGCUCAGAAAAUGUCCGAGAGGUUGGCCGGAAGCGAAGCGCUUUCGCCCGCGUCGCCCACCAAGGAGGGCCGGCCCGGAGAAUGGAGGACGCUGCCGCCGGCGGCCCCUCGGGCGGGGGACCACCCCCCGUGGCACAGACACCCGGCGCAGCCGGCGCCCAAGGCGCACCGCUUCCCCAGCAACAUCAGCGUGACCAACAGCGCGGGGAAGGAGUUCAACAAGACCAUCUCCAGGGCGGCGGUCAGCGUGCAGGAGCGCAAGGCCCGAGUGCUGGCCAACAUCAACGGGGUCUCCUUCCUGACGCCGGGGGACCCCGAAGGCCGGGCCCCCGGGGAGGACCCCGCGGAGCCGGGGCGCGGCGGCUCUCCGGAGGGGGGGCGGCGCGGCCCGAGCAGGGCGGGCCCCGGCCAGGAAGCCGCGUGGGCGCCGCGCCCCGGAGGCGCGCAGACGGACCGGCCCCGGCCGCUGGCCAACGGCUUCCAGAGCAUCCACGACGCCCUCAAGAGCGAGCCCGGUGCCUUUGUCUCGGCCGGAAAGACGGUCACCUUCCGCCCAGACCCGGCCCUCGCCAGCAAGCUCGCUCGCCAGAACGCCAGCAAGAGCUUUCACGAGCACCGGCCGCCGGACUGCGGCCCGGAUGCGAGGAGGCGGUCCGGGUCGCUGCCCCGGGCUGUGGGCUUCAGACCCCAGGGCGUCACCGUCCAGUUCUCUGGCCGCGGCUCCACGGAGGAGGCCCGCCGGGAGGCCCUGCGGAAGCUCGGCCUCCUCAAGGAGAACUUGUGCUAGAGAGCGAGGCGCCUGGAGAGGCCGCAGGGCAGGGCCCGGCUGCCGCCGCGGUGCGUGUGCACGGAGCGGGCGGGGUGCGGAGCCACACGUGACCGGCGCCCGGGGCUCCGCGCCUCCGGGUCUGGGCCGAGGGACUGGGGACAGUAAGUGCCGCCUGAGCAGGAAGAGCCUUCGGUGAAAGACAGUCUGGCCCCAUAUCCUGUCUUCCUUUCCCCAGGAGUUCAGAGAGUAACACCCGAAAUGCCCGAAAUGCCCUCGUAUCUUUUCAGGAUUCCGAAGGAGGGGGAUUCGGUCUGAUUUGUUAUUCUUCAGUCCCCAAUCUUGACUUUUAUCCCAAGGACGUGAGAUGCAAGACAGUUUAGGUCUCUUACACCCAGUUAUCUAUGACAGGGAUUUCCCCUUCCUUUUCUAACAAAAUAAAAGCGAAAUGCCUGUUUAGUUUUCAUAGGGUCUUAAAAUACUUCUCUGGGUCUUCUGUUUGGUUCUGAAGGACAAAGGAUGGUGUGUUAGACCUAGAUGUGCCCGUGUUUCUGGAUAGAAUGGUUUGCUCAUUUGGGUGUUUUUUUUUUUUUAAUUGAAAACUGAAAUGAACCCUUUAGAGUAUGAUUUACUAUAAUUCUGAGUUCUGGGAGUGGACUGGAAAGGGUGGAUUCGGAAAAGGUGUUAAUUUUCAGAAACCAAGUCUGAUCAGACUGCGGCGGGGAGGGGGGGCCCAUGUCACUGGGGGAUAUGUGGAUGAGCCUGUAUUGUGUAUAUAGGUGUACAUAACGUGUUUAUAGAAGCCUGUGUGCGUGCACACACACACACAGGUACCUUAUGUGCACACACAUUCAUUAGUGAACAUACAUACAUAAACUUCUUAAAACCCCGUCAAGUGACUACAGGAUGCAAGGUCAGGCCCUUCCGGUUCCCUUGACAGAUGCUGUCGUCCCAGCUGUGAUGAGUGACAUCGAGAUUGGCGCUUUGAAAAGGGCACAUCGCCAUAAUCAGAGUGCUCCCAAGGAGAGUACUAUCCCAAGUAGGCUUCCGGAUAAGCAAGACAGUUCCUUCUUUAGUGAAGAACAGUUUUAAAAGAUGUACCACCUAAUUUUAACUUGCUUUCAGCUUUAUCACCCAGUUUUAGUUCUGCAUGUUCCAAGGCAGCUACUGAACAGAAAGAAGCAAACAAAAAAAAGCUUGAGACCCCUCGUGUUCCGGGAGCAAGAUCGCAGGAUUAGUUUUAAAGGGGGGGAAGCAACGAACUAGGUGACACGGUAUGAAAAGAACUGUCUUCUCCCCGACUGUGUUUUACAUGAUGAGUUGUAGCCACAAGCAUUAUUAUUAAAACUAUUUAAGGCUGGAGUCUUAAGCCUCUAAAAAUAGACUGGGAAGGGCCACGCUCUUAAGUCACACCCUUCUGUUAUUCCGUCUCAGCCAGUGUCACAGAAUCAGUCUCUUCCUGUUGAGUAUUAUUUAAAUUCAUACUUUUAAAUGCGCUGUGAAGCCCGUCCUUUAUAGUAUUCAACUGCCUUAUAGCAAGUUAUAUAAAAUGUUACCAAAAAAGUUAACAUAAUUUUUUUUCCCCAUAGAACUAUAGUAUUUAGUGUCUCAUCCAGCCCGUGUCCUCCUGAAAUAAUUUUAUAGAUUCUUGAUGGACUUAAUUUAAAUAGGUGCUUUGAUUUUUCUUGGUUUUGAAAAUAGUUUUUCUUGUUCUCCUAUUUAUCUUGGAUUUGUUUGAAGAAUUCUGGAAGGCUGUAUUACCUUUCUACAAAGUGAACUGCCAUAUAUAGUGUUUAAAAUUAGAGGGUCUUGAUUAUGGCUGACAUUUUAAGCAUGCUUUAAAUACGAGGAAUAUCUCUUUUCUGUUAUCCUAUGACUUCAUUGUGAUUAAGGUGAACUUGACUAUAUAGGAGUAUAUUUGUUCUCGUAAUGGCAUUUUUGGAAAAAUAAAUUUAGAGAUUUAAGUAUAAA